Salpingoeca rosetta is the source of this 1644-nucleotide messenger RNA. RefSeq lists its product as uncharacterized. Bases 160 to 1644 code for a protein of 494 amino acids. NCBI's taxonomy places the organism in Eukaryota, Choanoflagellata, Craspedida, Salpingoecidae. The transcript is spliced from 6 exons. The record is from RefSeq and is a predicted model, not a curated record. Gene Ontology annotation, cellular component: Holliday junction resolvase complex; nucleus. Gene Ontology annotation, biological process: replication fork processing; resolution of meiotic recombination intermediates; double-strand break repair.
CGGUGUCACAUCACGCUUGUCAUUCAUCACACAUUACAACCAGUUCGGCUUAUCCAAGCCAACGCAUCCAUCCAUCCAUGCAGCAAGUCACACAUCACAUUCCACCACCACCACCAACAACAACCAAACAACCGUUGCAAGAAGCAACCAACAGUGGCCAUGGAGGGGGUUGUCAGUAGCAGGGAUGUUGACGAUGGUGGCGAUGGUGAUGAUGACCUUGUUGUGGUGAGCAGUGGUAGCUGGGUGUGCGACCUCUCUGCCACAGAUGAUGUAAAUGACGAUGACGACGAUGACGACGAUGACGACGGAGAAGGGGUGCCGUUGCUGUCGCUGGCGGAGCGGCUGGCCCAGCGUCGGCCAUCGCUCAUGGCGCAGCACACGGGGUCUGCCGCCAACAAAGUGUGCUCGGGCCUGCAGCUGGAUCUGGGCGAUGCAAGCACAGCGGCCACGUCUCCGCACCCGCUACGACGGCGACAGCAGCGGCGGCAGCAUCAACGUCAGCCCGGCAGCCGUGAGGCCAGAGGCACAGCAGUUGUGGACGGAGGCGGUGACACUGAACCAGACAACAGCAGCGACGACGACGGUCACGGCAGUGAUAGCGAUAGCUUACCGAGCACGCAGCUAGCCGUCGGAACAGCAAAGCACAGCUACAACGAGAGUGCCGACGACAAUGGCUUUGGCAGCAGAGAAGUGGCUGUACGUGUCAACGCACGCAAGAAGGCUAAGGUGGGGACGACAACGCAGGCAGAGCCGUCGCGGAGCAGCAGCGGGGACCAAGCGCAAACAAUGACGCGACGGGAGCAGCAAGCUCUGGCGAAGGAGCAGCGAAAGCGCGAGCGAGAGCAGAGGAAGAAGCAGAAGGAACACAGCACUGCGGUGCGCAAGCUUGUGCGUGCCACGUCCAAGAAGAAAGAUGUGGCUGCUCACCUCGCCACCAUGAGGUGCCACAUCUCUUCUGCGCUGCUCAAGGAUCGCGCACGGUCGGCGCUGCGGGAAACGCUGUCGCAACACGAUGUCACCAUCGUGGAGGAGCACGACGGUCCACUGGCCGCGUUGGGCCGUACAGUGUGGUGGCAGCGCAGGCGCGAUUCUGUGGACACACAGCAGGCCCAAGUUGUGUCCACCCUCGAAGACGAGCCACACUUGCUCGUCCUGGUGUCAGGGAAGGAGCUGGUUACUCUCAUUGACAAGGAGAGCGGCUUGAAGGACUUUAUUGCUUCCAUCAAGGCCGUCAUUGACCCGACAUGGAAGAUCACGCUUGUGAUUGAAGGGCUGGAACGCUUCUUCCGUGCGCAGGACAGCAAGGAGCACCGCGCAUUCGUUGCACAUGUGCACGGCGGUGAGAGCGGCGGUGGGAGGUCGGCGAAGCGGCCCAGCAGAUCCGCCCGGCCCAGCAGAUCCGCCCGCAACAGCGCACCCAGCACCAGCGUCACACGCGUCAUCGCCGAGCACGUGCUGGUGUGGCUGCAGAUGGAUGCAGAGGUGUAUCCCCGACUCACUACGUCUCCGUCAGAGACAGCAGACCUCCUCCUCCGGAUGACAAAGAUGGUCCCGCGCGGGCGCCGGCAGCGCAUUGGCCGCGCAAUUGCUGCCAGAAUGCUCAAGUUCUUCACCGCCACAGACCCGGACCAGCCGCUCGCAUAG